Ictalurus furcatus (blue catfish) is the source of this 4592-nucleotide messenger RNA. RefSeq names its product 5-hydroxytryptamine (serotonin) receptor 2B, G protein-coupled (gene htr2b). Gene Ontology annotation, cellular component: plasma membrane; dendrite. NCBI's taxonomy places the organism in Eukaryota, Metazoa, Chordata, Actinopteri, Siluriformes, Ictaluridae. Gene Ontology annotation, molecular function: G protein-coupled serotonin receptor activity; neurotransmitter receptor activity. Gene Ontology annotation, biological process: vasoconstriction; G protein-coupled receptor signaling pathway, coupled to cyclic nucleotide second messenger; smooth muscle contraction. The transcript has 4 exons. Bases 1102 to 2436 code for a protein of 444 amino acids. The record is from RefSeq and is a predicted model, not a curated record.
CAAAUGUGGGUUGAGCCAGAUGUGCUUUCGAGUCAGAACGUAAACAUUAUGAAGUAGCAGGCACUAUGGUUUCUGAUGGAAAGGUGGGCAACAGAUGUGAAGGCAAGAACACCCUGUGCAGCAUUUUGCGUGCAUGUUAGAUGCAGUGUUAAACCCAAUAUGAAAAACCUUGUUUUAUAGAGAAUCUCACAUCUGAAUUGUGAAUCAAAUAGAUGAUUGUCACAGGGUAAAAUAAGGCAAAAAAAAGGCAAAAUAAUCUCAUAAUUAGAAAAUAAAUAAAUAAAUAAAUAUAUAAAAAUAAUAAUAAUGCAAAGAUAAAAAUGUGGAAAACGUCUGUGCAGAAAAAUUGUUUUAAAAAAAACCUACAUUCCCAAAUAUGCUUGCAAAUAUCCAAUAUAGAUUUAAUUACAUGAAGAAACAAAAGAAAAUAUCUAUUAUAGGUGAUGACAAAAUGUAGCUUUAAUGAAAAGUUUUGUUAAGGACAUAAUUAACAGAAUGUAAAGAAAAGAUGAUACUUUAAACCUCUGCAUUUCUCCCCCCAAGCAGAGUGUGCUAAAUAGAAUAAACAGUAGAUCCGCCGUGUUCAAGGAAAUUACCUCCCAGAACCGCUGGCACAAAUCCAGCACAGACACACACUCGUGUGUUUUCGGAGAGAGUCAGAACGACAGAGCGAGCGGACGAGUAUAGAACCAAAGAGUAAGGAGGAGAAGAACUAGAAGAUUAGUGCUGCAGUAGGUGAUGCGAAACGGGAAAAAAAUGGACAUAAAUCCUUUAACACAAGGCGGAGAAGUGAGAUAAUCCUCUGGGUCUCAUCCAAGGAAAAGAAUCCGAAGAGUCGGUUUGGUUUCUCGUUUUGUGAGAGCACUUAUAAAAACGUGUGAAGAGACAAACUAACGGAGUAAAGGAUCACGGCUUGGGAGGUUCUAGAUGAGUGAAGACAACACAGGGAAGUAAAAAAAAAAAAAAGAAAAAAAAAGGCAUGUGGGAUAAGACUGAAGAACAAAGAGCACUAACAGAUUGGAGCUGAAGUGGGACAAUGCUGGCCGAGCCCCAGGAAAAAGACACAGCACGUCGUUCUUCGUCCAGGCGAGCGAAAGCAGCAUGUUUUCUCCCAAUGGAGAGAAGCUGCACUGGGCCUCGCUGCUCUUCCUCGUGGCCAUCCUGCCCACUAUCGGCGGAAACAUUCUGGUCAUCCUGGCCGUGUCACUUGAGCGCAAACUCCAAAAUGCCACUAAUUACUUCCUCAUGUCUCUAGCUGUGGCCGACCUGCUAGUGGGGCUGCUGGUGAUGCCCAUCGCUCUCGUUACCGUGCUGUACAAUUCAGCAUGGCCACUUCCUGAGUUCCUGUGUCCAAUCUGGCUAUUCCUUGACGUUUUAUUCUCCACAGCUUCCAUCAUGCACCUUUGCGCCAUCUCCCUCGACCGCUACAUCGCCAUCAAAAAGCCCAUCCAGCACAGUCAGUACAACUCCCGAGCCAAAGCCAUGGCCAAAAUUGCACUCGUCUGGUUGAUAUCGAUAGGUAUUGCCAUACCCAUACCCAUCAAAGGACUGAGAAGCCCAAAUCAUGGAAUCAACAUAACUUUCAACAGCAACCAUACCUGCCUGUUGACCUUCGAGGGCUUCGGCGAGUUUAAACUAUACGGCUCUCUGGCGGCCUUCUUCAUCCCCCUCAUGAUCAUGAUGAUUAUAUACCUGCUGACGAUCCAAGUAUUGCGCAAGAAAGUGUAUCUCCUUAGAUCGAGGGCAUGUCAGCGAGUCAACAGACCCAUGGUGUGUACGGUCUUCCAAAGAGAGCAAACGGUAGAAUCUCCACCGGAGAAAAUCAGCAUGCUGGAUGUUAUUAAAAAGGACCAAAUGCUGCAGAGAACAAACCCCAUCAGAGGGGGUGAGCUUACCAUUAGGCGACUGUCCACCAUGGGAAAGAGAUCCAUGCAAAACCUGAGUAAUGAACAGCGAGCCUCAAAAGUCCUGGGGAUAGUCUUCAUGUUGUUUGUGGUCAUGUGGUGUCCAUUUUUUAUCACCAAUGUGACAUCGGUGCUCUGCGAAAGUUGCAAUGUCAAAUUGGUGGAGAGACUUUUGGACAUUUUUGUGUGGGUCGGUUACGUUUCUUCAGGCGUCAACCCUUUAGUCUACACACUUUUUAACAAGACUUUCCGGGGAGCCUUUACGCGUUACAUCACAUGCAACUUUGGCACUAAGAGAGCGUUGAGAAUGCAGCGCAGGAACCUGACCAAAAUCACGUUCCAGUCUUCUGUUGCGGAAAAUUCCAAAUUGUUUAUGAAGCAUGGGAUGAUGAAUGGUAUUGGUGCCACAGGGUACCAGAGUCCUUUGCGAAGACGACCCACGAACCUCCAACCCGCCAGUGGUGUAAUGCUGGAUACUCUUCUUCUCACGGAAAAUGAGGCUCGCAAAUCUGAUGGAGUCAGCUGUUUAUAGCAAGCUUUGAUACCUUUUCUUUUUUUAAACAAAGAAAAAAAGCCCAACUUCUACAGCUUAAAAUGCUCAAUCAGAGAAUUGUCCAGUAUUCAUAGUUCACCUUUUGCAAAUGGAAAAAGAAAUCUUUGAUUAAGUCUGUAAUUUUCAGCACUUUUAAAAGAUGAUAUUUGAUACUGGAAUAAUAUGAAAGGAAGCAGGAUUGUGGAGAAGAAGGAAUGAAAUAGCAGCUAGCUGUAGCAUGCAUGAAAUACACAUUAACCAACUGUGUGAAUGUAAUGGCUUUAUGAGGACAUACAAUUAUCUUGCUGAGGUUAAAGGUCUGAAAUACUGGAAUAAAUGAAGCAUGAUGGAGAUUUCUCUCCAUGUGCAAGAUGCUUAACCAGUAGAAUCAUCCGAGGGUUAUCGUAUGGUCUUUUCAGAAGCUUAAACAAUUCCUGAACUCAGUCAUGGAAGUAACUUGGUUCUCAUUAGAUCCUCUGAUCAAACUAAGCUUUAAAGAUGCUAUUGUAUUCUGGAAUAACAGGUAAUGGUGAGAUCUAAGGCAGCUUUUACCACCACUCUGACCAUUCUUAGCUAGUAUCUGCUAACUAACUAGCCUAGCUUGCUGUCUAGAUUAGAAUUCUUAUCAGUAAUGCAGAUGAAAUAAAGACAUGCAUAACUCUGGUGAUGAGGAAGUUGUUGCCUUCACUGUAGCUUUGGAGGCUGAAAAUCAAGAGAAUUUCAGCUGCUUGUGUGACUUCCAAGUGUGGAAGCAGCCUGACAAAAAACUACAAAGAUUGUAGUAUGUUAUAACUAAAUUAAGUACCAAAAAGCAGAAGAAUAGCUACUGCUCUGUUGUGGGUUUUAUAAGGGUUGAGAAAGCUUGGAAUUGAAAACAAAGCAAGAAAUGAGAGAUGAUCAAUCUGGAAUGGUCUCAUGACACACCUAUUCUAUUUUUAUAUAUGUUCUGAGGUUCGGAGUUCAAAUACCAGGACUCUCAAAGUAAAUUUUGGGGCUUUCACCAAGUUUGACAACACUUUCUUUGGAUAAAAUCACCUGCCGAACAAAUAUAAUAAUAUAAUAAACUCAGUAGGUUACAUAACCGGGUCUACUAUAAGCAGCCAAAAUGAGGGCUUCUUAUGAUGGAAAAUCUAAAUCUAUACCUUAUUAAUUUAUGAUCUCUAUAGAAUGACUAAUUAAUGAACAAAAGGGAACAAGUGUGUUUAAGAGAUAUUUUUUGGCUUCUUAUAACUCACUUAUUGAGAUGUUAUAAAUAUCUAAUCUAUCAGAUAUUAACUGAGACAAGAAGUAUUUCUUGCCAAAUAAAACUUUUCAUUAAAACACCCUGUAUCCGUGAAAUGAAUUCAACAAUGUGAGAACGUACAUGUGUGUCCAAUUUUGCUAAACAGGAGCAGCUAAGUUCAUCGAUUUGCUGUUUAUUAUUUUCCUGGGGUAGCACAAGGUGAAAAACAGCAGUUUUUGGAUGCAUGACAUGCCAUCGUGUAAGAAUUCUGCAAACGUCUCAUAAGAAAACUUAGUCGUUUAGCCCGGAACAAGAUUUUUCUUUUUCAUAAAUUUCUGAGCACUCACACCACAAAGGUGAGCAAAUUGCAAUGCUCCAGUUCUACGAAAAUACUGUUUUAUAAAUUAAUAACCAUAACUACAUUUUCCAUGCCGAACAUGAAGUAAUGUGCCAAGUUGAACCAAUCACAUUACUUGGCCUGCGGUGUUGAGAUCGGAUAGUUACCACAGUUCGCUGGAAGUGAGAAGUGGGAGUGUGAAAAUGACCUUAAAAUAUUACAUAAGCCAGCACACGAAGAGGAUGUUUUUGUUUUUCUAAAUAUUAGGUGUCUGGUCACACAGAGGACAGAGUCAUUACAAGCUUACAUAUUCAUUACAAAAUCUAGAUAUUGCUAAUCCAGUUUCUCUGGUCGUUAAACAUCAUGUCCAGUCACUUUCCCUAAACAUGCAAGAGCUAAAAGAACACGACUGAGCUGAACUGUUACUGCACUGGAGGCUCUCUAAACACAGCAAGGAUUUACACAAUCUUUAGAUCACAGCCAAAUGAUCAUGAGAAUAUUAUACAGCCUUUUUAGGGCUUAAAAAAAAAAGUUUACCCAGUUCCUCUGCCUGGCCCAGAACAGUGGAAAAUGACCAAGAAUAAAAAAAACAAUGAU